Talpa occidentalis (Iberian mole) is the source of this 1680-nucleotide messenger RNA. It is a transcript of the gene ADPRH, whose product is annotated as ADP-ribosylarginine hydrolase. The transcript is spliced from 5 exons. Bases 296 to 1384 code for a protein of 362 amino acids. Gene Ontology annotation, biological process: protein de-ADP-ribosylation. Lineage: Eukaryota; Metazoa; Chordata; Mammalia; Eulipotyphla; Talpidae. The record is from RefSeq and is a predicted model, not a curated record. Gene Ontology annotation, molecular function: magnesium ion binding; ADP-ribosylarginine-[protein] hydrolase activity.
GUGCCGCGCUCGGGAGCCGCCAGGACCCUUCCAGGACUGGGAGCUCCGGCCCGGACCCUGCCCUAGAGCCGCGCGCGCCCCAGGUUCUUGCCAACCUGCACUCUUUGGCCCACAGCAGUGCAGCUGAAGGACUCCUAGAAACCCUAGGACUUGAACUAAACCUUGAAUAAAAAGGGUUAGGGUAAGGAAGAAAGAUAUCUUGGGUGGAGAAGGAGCUUGAGCAGAGGAAAGAAUAAGCUAGUUCAUUGGUGUUUGAACGUCUGGCAAGUGCAAGUGGCAUGGAGACACCCUCAGCAUGUGUGAGGGGCUAGUCGAGAGGUAUGUGGCAGCCAUGGUGCUGAGUGCAACUGGAGAUGCCUUGGGAUAUUUCAAUGGGAAGUGGGAGUUCCUCCGGAGUGGGGAGAAGAUCCACCAGCAGCUGGCCCAGCUUGGUGGCUUGGACGCCAUCGAUGUGGAGAAGUGGAGAGUCAGUGAUGACACAGUAAUGCACCUUGCCACAGCAGAAGCUCUCUCAGAAGCCGGGAAAAUCUCAGACUUGGACCAACUGUAUUCCCUCCUUGCUAAGAAUUACCAAAACUGCAUGGAAGACAUGGACGGUCGGUCACCAGGUGGUGCCUCAGUGAGUAAUGCCUUGCGGCUGGAACCUGACAAAGCUAAUGGCUGGAGGAUUCCCUUCAACAGUCACGAGGGCGGCUGUGGGGCUGCCAUGCGGGCCAUGUGCAUUGGACUCAGGUUCCCUCACCCCAGCCAGCUAGACACACUGAUGCAGGUAAGCAUCGAGAGCGGCCGAAUGACCCACCACCACCCCACAGGCUACCUGGGAGCCCUUGUGUCUGCUCUUUUUACAGCCUAUGCUGUGAAUGGCAAGCCACCCAGGCAAUGGGGAAAAGGACUGAUGGAGAUGUUGCCAGAAGCAAAAAAGUACAUUGUCCAAGCAGGCUACUUUGUGGAGGAGAAUCUUCAACACUGGUCUUACUUCCAAGACCAAUGGGAAAAAUACUUAAAACUUAGAGGGAUUUUGGAUGGCAAAUCAGCCCCUACUUUCCCCCAGCCCUUUGGUGUGAAGGAGAGGGAUCAGUUCUACAAAUCCGUGAGCUACUCAGGCCUGGGCGGCAGCAGCGGCCACGAUGCCCCCAUGAUUGCAUACGAUGCCAUCCUGGCUGCCGGAGACUCCUGGAAGCAGCUUGCCCACAGAGCCUUUUUCCACGGUGGAGACAGUGAUUCUACAGCUGUCAUUGCAGGCUGCUGGUGGGGCAUUAUGUAUGGGUUUAAAGGAGUGAGUCCCUCCAACUACGAGAAACUUGAGUACAGAAACCGACUAGAAGAGACAGCUAGGGCUUUAUAUUCUCUUGGGUCAAAGGAAGAUGCUGGAAUUGCCCAUUAGGGAAUGUGACACUCAUUUCUGUUGGUUUCUCCUCGGGUGUUGUUCCUUUUCUGUUAGAUUUCUUUCACUUUUUCCAAAGUCAAGAGGUUUAACAUUGUAUUCAGGUAUUUUUGAGAUAACUUGUCCCUUGGAUACCUAAAAUCCAGUCUUUCCAAGCUGACCUGUUUUCCCUGAAUCUAUCCCUCUUCUUAUCCCAAAGAGUCUUUAAUUUCAGGUGAUGGGGUCAGUGUCUCCCAAGUCUGAAAUCUCAUAAAUAUAUUAAAGUCUUCAUUUUCGUCAUCUCAUCUUUGGACUAA